GAAGCCGGCGCCAUGGUGGAGAAGGAGGAGGCCAGCGCCGGCGGCAUCAGCGAGGAGGAGGCGGCACAGUAUGACCGGCAGAUCCGCCUGUGGGGCCUGGAGGCCCAGAAGCGGCUUCGAGCUUCCCGGGUGCUGAUUGUCCGCAUGAAAGGACUCGGGGCUGAAAUCGCCAAGAAUCUUAUCCUGGCGGGAGUGAAAGGACUGACCAUGCUAGAUCAUGAACAGGUAUCUCCAGAAGACUCUGGAGCUCAGUUCUUAAUUCAGACUGGGUCUGUGGGCCGAAAUAGGGCUGAGGCCUCUUUGGAACGAGCCCAGAAUCUCAACCCUAUGGUGGAUGUAAAGGUGGACACUGAGGAUAUAGAGAAGAAGUCUGAGGCAUUCUUCACUCAGUUUGAUGCGGUGUGCCUGACUUGCUGCUCCAGAGAUGUCAUUGUUAAAGUCGACCAGAUCUGUCACAGAAACAGCAUCAAGUUCUUCACAGGAGAUGUCUUUGGGUACCAUGGGUACACCUUUGCAAAUCUUGGAGAGCAUGAGUUUGUAGAAGAGAAAGCCAAAGUCGCCAAAGCUGGUAAAGGGGUAGAAGAUGGACCCGACAGCAAGAGAGCAAAGCUGGAUUCAUCCGAGACAACCAUGGUCAAAAAGAAAGUGCUUUUCUGCCCUGUGAAGGAGGCGCUGGACGUGGAUUGGAGUGGAGAGAAAGCCAAGGCCGCCUUGAAGCGCACAGCUCCAGACUACUUUCUGCUGCAAGUGCUGCUGAAAUUCCGCACAGAUAAAGGGAGAGAUCCCAGUUCUGAUAGCUACGGUGAGGACGCAGAGCUGCUGCUGCAGAUAAGAAAUGAUGUGCUCGACUCACUGGGCGUCGGUCCUGACCUGCUUCCCGAUGACUUUGUCAGGUACUGCUUCUCUGAGAUGGCUCCAGUGUGUGCUGUGGUUGGAGGGAUCUUGGCACAGGAAAUUGUGAAGGCCCUGUCUCAACGGGACGCUCCUCACAACAACUUCUUCUUUUUCGAUGGCAUGAAGGGGAGUGGAAUUGUGGAGUGCCUAGGUCCCAAGUGAGCCUGGUGCUUGGCAGCCCAGAGGUGUGUGCCUGCGUGCAUGUCUGUCACCUGCCGUCCUCCCAAGAAGGCGUGUCUGGAUGACAGAUGUUCCUAGAGCAUGUAGGCUGGACUUGAUCCUCCUUCUGUCCCAGCAGCUGCGGGCAGGCGGCUGGCCAGCUCGGGAGUGUGACCAUGCAAUAGCACCCUGUGCUGGCUGUCGUUGGGGACUGACAGUGUCGGUAGGGCAGCAGACAGGAGCAGGUCUUCAGCAGGGUGCGUGACCCAUUGGAACCCCGUGGUCAUGCACUUGUGCCCGCCCUGAAGGACUGAGGGAAGCCCGCAGUUACGGAGCCCUCAGCAGACUGUAGCCUUGACUGCAUUGGAGAGACCGUCACCCAGCUGUCUUACAACUUAAACCUUAGUGGAACUGUUCAUAUCUUUUAUUUUGGUUGUGGUCCUAUUAGCUUAACCUUUAAUGGCGGAGCCAUGUCUCAGCCCAAACUAUUUUUCCCCAAGACAGUGCUUCUCUGAGUAUCAGUUCUGGCUGUCCCGGAACUCACAGAGACCCCCCUGCCUUUCUCCAGAGUGCUAGGAUUAAAGGCAUGCACCACUGCCCGGCCCCACAUUUUAUGUCUAAAAGGGCAGUUUCAUUGCCAGUGGCCAUGAUGUGGGCCUGUGAUCCUAGAAGUUGAGAUGCAGGGUCAGGAGAGUCACUGUGAACACCUCUCCCGGUUCAUGGCCUUGGGCACCCAGGUCCUCAGGUGGGAGGGCUGAGUUGGUUUGGUCUUUUUGGGGUGGGACAACUUGUCUUCUCUAGUUCAUAGAUUCCCUUGGUUGUUGUGAGGAAUGAUAAUAAAGUAAUAAUGCGCUGAA
Phodopus roborovskii (desert hamster) is the source of this 1910-nucleotide messenger RNA. RefSeq names its product SUMO1 activating enzyme subunit 1 (gene Sae1). The transcript has 9 exons. Gene Ontology annotation, molecular function: SUMO activating enzyme activity. Lineage: Eukaryota; Metazoa; Chordata; Mammalia; Rodentia; Cricetidae. Gene Ontology annotation, biological process: protein sumoylation. The record is from RefSeq and is a predicted model, not a curated record. Gene Ontology annotation, cellular component: cytoplasm; SUMO activating enzyme complex. Bases 13 to 1056 code for a protein of 347 amino acids.